AAGCCUGCUUAUUUGACUUCAUCCUCUCUGCUUUCCAGGGUGCCCGAGAAACCUUUGAGAACUACUACAGGAAACAGAGAAGAAAACAAGCCCGGCUGGUGCUGCAGCCUCCUUCCAACAUGCAUGAAACUUUGGACGGCUACAGGAAGUACUUCAAUCAAAUUGUAGGGUUUUUUGUAGUCGAAGAUCACAUCUUGCAUACAACGCAGGGCUUGGUAAAUAGAGCCUAUAUUGAUGAGCUGUGGGAGAUGGCGUUAUCAAAAACCAUUGCAGCACUGAGGACACACUCAUCGUAUUGCUCGGACCCAAGCCUGGUGUUGGACUUGAAGAACCUCAUCGUCCUCUUUGCAGAUACACUUCAGGGAUAUGGCUUCCCAGUGAACCAGCUCUUCGACAUGCUGUUGGAGAUCCAAGACCAAUACAGUGAAACGCUGCUGAAGAAAUGGUCAGGAGUUUUCAGAAAUAUACUUGAUUCAGAUAACUACAGUCCCAUCCCAGUGACAAAUGAAGAGAUUUAUAAGAAAAUAGUUGGACAGUUCCCAUUCCAGGAUGCAGAACUUGAAAAGCAACCGUUUCCAAAGAAGUUUCCCUUUUCUGAGUUUGUGCCUAAAGUUUACAAUCAGAUUAAGGAAUUCAUCUACGCCUGUCUGAAGUUUUCAGAAGACCUUCAUUUGAGGUAGGGGAUGAUUGUGUUCCU
Molecule: messenger RNA, 697 nt
Organism: Meleagris gallopavo (turkey)
Lineage: Eukaryota; Metazoa; Chordata; Aves; Galliformes; Phasianidae
Source: RefSeq, a predicted model, not a curated record